UUUGUCAGGAUACUACCUUCUCCACUGCCCAACCUCUUGACUAACCCUUCAUCCGGUGUAAUUGGCAAAGAAUUGGGAACGGUCGGGAAGAAUACGAAGAGAAAAAAGAAGAAGAAGAAUAAGAAGGGAAAGAAAAUGAAGGAACUAAAGCCUGCCGCCACCCUUUCUACGGGAUCAGACCAGCCGAACCCAGACGAAAUCGGUAAGACCACUUUCGCAGCGGACUCGUGGUUGCCACGCCCCCUCGUCGCCAGUCGCGAUCCAAUCGGCGAGGAGGGCACCUUCAUCGCCUCCUGUCCACACGUGAUGCAUGUUGCCUGCAAGGAGAAGGCCCGUUCAUCUAGCAUGCCAGGUGCUACGUUUAAGUGUCCCGUCUGUCAUGCCCUCUCAAACGUCGAUCUUCCCCUCUUCGGCCACGUCACAGAUGGUCUCAGUCCAGUCUGGUUGUCUCACCAGUUGGGAGUCGGUCAGAGCAGCUACGAUCUGACGGCCUGGUUGAGGCGACUUCAGGAUUGGCUGGAUGAUCGAUCGCGGUUGGCGCCUUCUGGCAGUGGAACUGAUCGGCAGUCUAAGGAUUUGCCAAACUCGCUAAAAGAACUCUUCAAUCUUGUUGAUCUGGUCAAGUCAAGCAAAGGUGGGCAGCUGUGCGCAAAGAGUGGUGCCGGCGAACCAGUGAACCUAUACAUUGGGCGACUCUCUCAACUGCAGACCUGCCUCUUUGAGGUCUUCCGGACCUGCAACCAAGCCCGCAUAAGGCCCCAGAUGCAGAGAUCAAAUCAGAUCACCUCCUCACUAUGGUGUCUUGUUCAUUGUCUAGCUGUGUAUCCAUAUCGGAUCUUGAAUUAUGUAUGGAACAACUUAAUACGCAGUAUACACAACUGUUUCGACCAAGUUUGCGUCUUUCUUCUUGAAAUCAUCCCCCCUGACCGACUCCCCCAACUACGGGCCUGCCUCACUGAGGUCAGACGAGCUAUCACAGGGCACGAGACGCUGAAUAUACUGCCUGCUGAGGUACAACCGGAACAAAGAUCGAUAAAGAUGGCCUCCUCACUACGAUAUUUUGUCGAACGUCUGGCUGCGCUUAGUCAAGCCUACCACCCGAAGCCACCAACGCCAUACUCAUUUUUAAAUAGUAAGUUUGCCGUUUUCUUCUGUGUUGCACUUCUGCCAAUUAAACCGCGAUUAUUGGAUCAGUCAUGGUUGAUCAACCAACCAUACAUAGGCCUGGAAAUCAUUUCAUCUAAUUUACUAUUCUGA
Molecule: messenger RNA, 1257 nt
Organism: Dibothriocephalus latus
Lineage: Eukaryota; Metazoa; Platyhelminthes; Cestoda; Diphyllobothriidea; Diphyllobothriidae
Source: the annotation of a GenBank genome assembly